AUGCAACAACACCGAGGAAGUAUUAAUAACUAUAUGUCUCUUAACAGCCGUAAUAACAGUAAUGCAAAUAAUAUGGGAAAUUACGGUGGACAAGGUGUAAAACGAAUGCGUGGUGAUGAUGCUCGUGGUGAUAAUAUGAAUGCUGCUCAUCGUAUGAAAUGGGAUACACUUGAUGAGGAUAACAAUAUGAAAUUUUUAGAAAGAAAUGAUAUUGAUCAACGAUCCGAAACUCAUGGUCAAUUUACAAAUACAACAUUGAACGAAACAACUGUACUUUGUUUUACAAUUCAAAAUGCUAAAUAUCCAAUAACACUUGAUGUUAUUCGAAAGAUUUGUUCAGUUACCGGACAAGUAUUACGUAUUUGUAUUUUACGUAAACGUAUUGUUCAAGCUCUAAUUGAAUUUGAUUCUAUUGAGACGGCAAGAAAAAUUAAAGAUGAACUCGAUGGUGCAGACAUAUAUUCUGGUUGUUGUACACUCAAAAUUGAAUUUGCCAAUCUGAAACAUCUUGUUGUACGUGGUAAUGAUCAAGACAAUCUUGAUUUAACAGUCGAUGAAAACAGAUAUACUCGUCGAAAAACUUUAUUAUCAUCUCCACCACGAGUUGAACGUUUUGCACCACCUAUGCUUGGUAAUGAACCAUUUUCGUCAAAUGCAAGAUUUGCACCAACGUUACAAACUGAUUUGGAUCGAUAUUUAAAUCAACGAACAUCAUCAUUUGCACCAUCGCAUGAUCGACCAUCAUCACGUGAUAAUCCCGGAGGUUUUGAACAACAAAUAUUUAAUAAUAAUCCGCAUUUCAUUGCUCAACAAUUGGAUUCUAUUGAUCAUCAACAACGUUUACUUUCAUAUCAAGUUGGAUCGAAUCGUUUCCAUGAAGCAUCUUCACCACCGCCUCCAUCAUCAGUUACAGCUGAUUCUUAUGUGUUCAAUGUUGAAGGCCUUUCUUCACCUAGUUGGAAUUGUGAAAGAUUAUUUAAUUUACUUUGUCUCUAUGGCAAUGUUACACGUGUUAAAUUUUUAAAAUCGAAAGAAGGCGGUGCCAUGGUACAAAUGAAUCAUUGUGAAAAUCUUCGACAACAUUUAAAAAGUCUUAAUUCAACAUUUAUUUUCGGUCAAACAUUUAUUAUUGUUCCUUCGCGUCAAAUUGAAAUUCAACCAAUGACUCGACCAUUUCCGUUAGAAAAUGGUGAACCAUCCUAUAUGGAAUUUGAUAAUAAUCGUAAUAAUCGAUAUUUAACAAGUGAUCAAGCAAUUAAAAAUCGUCCUGUUGCACCAUCACAUGUUUUAUAUUAUUUUAAUACACCACCUAAUAUGAUAGAAGUUGAUAUUGUACGAUUUUUUGAAGAUGUUGGUGCAAAACGACCAGUUAAAGUGAAAAAUUUUCCGCCAAGAAAGGAAUCACAUCACGAACGUAAUCGUCGAGGAAAUAGUCAACCAAAAGGUGUUACUGGUCUUGCUGAAUUUCGAACAAUUACGGAUGCUUGUGAGUGUUUGAUUUUGGCAAAUAAUUAUCCAAUACCUCAUCAAUCAUCCAAUUGGCCUUUCUUUUUCAAACUAACAUUUUCUGCAACACCAAUAACCGAUGAGGAUGCACAUCUGGGAGAAGAAAUGGAUACCAGUGUAGCAACAGUAACCAUUGAAAGCGGCCGCCGACAUCAUCGUCAAAAAUCUCCUGAUGAUGAUAAUCGAAAUGGAAGCUCUAGUGAACACCGUCGACGUCGUCAUAGUAGUCCGUCAACAUAA
This is a messenger RNA of Rotaria sp. Silwood2, 1746 nucleotides long. NCBI's taxonomy places the organism in Eukaryota, Metazoa, Rotifera, Eurotatoria, Philodinida, Philodinidae. The record is from the annotation of a GenBank genome assembly.